ACCCCUUUCUUCUUCGCCCUCUCACCGGGAGGGAGAACGAAGCCUUUAUUGCAGUCCUUCCUCCCCGUCUCCCCCAUCUCUACCCUUUCACGAAACCCUAACAUCACCCCCAUUUCACAGCCCGGAUUUUUGGGAAAUCGACUCCGACCUCUUGUUAGCGCUACCAGAUCGAUCCCCCGUUCUGGAUUAGCUCUUCCAGAUCGAUUGAUUUCCUCGUCUGGUCUCUCCGCGGAUGGCGGUGCUGGAGGACCUGAUACGGUCGAUUGAGUUGUGCUUGAGGUUGGUCAAGAAGCAGCAGCCGCUCGUGGACCCUAAUCUUGAUCCCGUGCUGCUGGUUCCCGGGAUCGCCGGGUCGAUACUGAACGCCGUUGAUGAUAAUGGUAAGGAGGAACGGGUGUGGGUGCGGAUUCUUGGUGCCGAUCAUGAGUUCCGGGCGAAGGUCUGGUCGCAGUUUGAUCCCGCCACUGGGAAGACAAUUUCACUUGAUGAAAAAUCAAGAAUUAUGGUUCCUGAAGAUAGAUAUGGACUAUAUGCAAUUGAUUGUUUGGACCCAGACAUGAUUGUGGGACGGGAUGGGGUUUGCUAUUAUCACGACAUGAUAGAGCAGAUGAUAACGUGGGGUUACCAAGAGGGCACAACCCUUUUUGGGUUUGGAUAUGAUUUUCGACAGAGUAAUAGGCUUCAAGAAACUCUAGAUAGCUUAUCUGCAAAGCUAGAAUCGGUAUAUGUGUCAUCCGGUGGAAAGAAGAUGAAUAUUAUAACCCACUCAAUGGGAGGGCUGCUUGUGAAGUGUUUCAUGUGCCUUCACAGUGAUAUUUUUGAGAAAUAUGUGAAGAGCUGGAUUGCAAUUGCUGCACCAUUUCAAGGUGCACCUGGAUAUAUAACAACUGGUCUCUUGAAUGGUAUGUCCUUCGUGGAAGGGUGGGAGGGAAACUUUUUCAUCACCAAAUGGAGCAUGCAACAACUGCUUAUUGAAUGCCCAUCCAUUUAUGAGUUGAUGGCCUGUCCCAACUUUUGUUGGGAAGAUGUUCCUCUUUUGCAAAUGUGGAGACAGAAGCAUGAUGGUUCUGGAAAAUCCAGUAUUCUGCUGGAGUCAUAUGAGCCUCUAGAAGCUAUAACUUUGAUGAACGAGGCUCUUGCAAAAAAUACGGUUGCUUAUGGAAGCAUGCAGGUUCCUUUACUGUUGAAUUUAGAAAUUCUGAAAUGGGCCAAUGAAACUCAUGAAAUUUUAUCUCGUGCUAAGCUUCCGGAUGCAGUAAAAUUUUACAAUAUAUAUGGGAUUCAUAAUGACACACCACAUAGCAUCUGUUAUGGGAAUCAGGAAUCACCAAUUUCAGACACAGAGCAACUUGUUUCUGCACAGCCUAAGUAUAUUUGCGUUAAUGGUGAUGGAACAGUUCCUGCCGAAUCAGCAAAGGCCGAUGGGCUCAAUGCAGCAGCAAGAGUUGGAGUUCCUGCUGAUCAUCGAGGAAUAAUAUGCGACCGACAUGUUUUCAGAAUAUUGAAGCACUGGCUGAAGGCAGGAGAGCCAGAUCCUUUCUACAAUGCUCUCAAUGAUUAUGUAAUUUUGCCCACAGCAUUCGAGAUCGAGAGGCAUACAGAGAAAAGCAUGCAGGUAGCUGCUCUGAAGGAAGAAUGGGAGAUCAUAUCAACCGUCGCCGACGAAGAUAAUAAACCAGCUGAUCUUCCACCUAUGGUGGGCUCAUUAUCAGUGUCUUGCGGUAACAAUGUGCAAUCAAUGGAGAAGGCCGAGGCUACUGUUCUUGUGCACCCUCAAAGCAAAGGCCGACAGCAUGUUGAAGUCAGAGCAGUCAGUGUAACCAUGGGUGCAUUGUAAUAUAAAAUGCCAUGUAUAUAAAACUUGUUCUAACAUUCUAGAACAAACAAUGUACAGUGUAAAUAGUUACUGUAUCGACGCACCUUACCUAUCAGAUAUAUGUGCAGGAAGUAUACGCCUAUUGAUCAAAAUAAAAUCAUGUACAUAGUAGAAGCCGUUUGAUGUUUA
Molecule: messenger RNA, 2005 nt
Organism: Musa acuminata subsp. malaccensis (wild Malaysian banana)
Lineage: Eukaryota; Viridiplantae; Streptophyta; Magnoliopsida; Zingiberales; Musaceae
Source: RefSeq, a predicted model, not a curated record